AUGCUCAAGUGUCGAAACGACAUCGUCUGCCGCUCAUGUUUGGCUGGUCGCGCAAAGCAGCCUCCACAGGCAUGGCGGCCGGCUUCAUACAGCACCCAAGCCUCUCAAACCGCGAGCAAAGCAAGGCUACGAACUCGAUCACGGCCCAAUGAAGACAUCACACGCCAGCCUACGAGAGAGGAGAUGGCUCGCUACUUGGAGGGCCUCAAAAACCUGCGGACUCCUGACAAGGCAAAGUCCAAUGCGGAAGACUUUUCCGUCCGAUUCUUCGAGCAGGGCGACCAGAAUCGAAAAGAGCUGUCCAACGAACAAGCCUUUGAGGAGUCUUUAAGUGGCAUCGGCGCCUCUGAAUUGCGAGACGAUCUUGUCAACCUCAGGGCAAAAUUCGGUAAUCAAGACGAUGGAGAUGCCUUUAGGGACGUUCUGAAGGCGAUGGGCGAGGACUGGGGCAAGAUCAACUCCGCAGAAGAUGUCGAGAAGGUUAUAGCAAAGAUGGAAGACUACGCACGGUCGAUCGAUGCCGAAAUAGAACAAGCAAGCACUGAUCUACCGAGGGGAGUGCUAGAACAGCUCAUCGGGGACGUACCUGAAUUGUCGCUGGAAGAAGUCGAGACUCGAGACUCGAUACCACAAGUCCGCAUAAACCUCGAUGAGACAAAACCAAACCGAAGGCGAAAACUCAACACAUUCAACUCCGUUGUAUCACGCUUCAUUCUAGCGGAAAGGGAAUCAGGGUUGAAGCAAAAGGCCGUGCAAUCCCUAUACAAGUCGUAUCAUGCGACGAGACCGGCGUUAGCCCAGAAUUGGAACGAUGUUCCACCCGCUUUGUGGGAGGUCCUCUGGAGAGCAUUCUCGAGUGAAAAAGACAGCCCCAGCAGCAUAUCACGGAUAGCCCGGCUUGCUAGAGACAUGAGCGAUGCCAAGGCUACCCUUCGUCCUGCUCAACAGGUCCUAGCCAUCGAAGCCAUCUUUGUUGACGGAUGGGAGUCCAAGGCCAUUGAAAAUUGGAAACGAUGUAUUAGCACACUAGGGGCCGAAAACUCAGAGACAUUCCAAGACUUUUGGGAGCUCGGCGCCAGGAUGUACUGCCGUGUAGGCGAUCUGGCGCAAGCCGAACGAGCGAUAAAUAAGCUUCUUGGGCGCAACAUGAGCCCGCGUAUCUUGAUUCCUCUUAUCCGAACAUGCUGUGAACAGGGAACAGAAGAAGGUCGACAGAAGGCGUGGGCUACCUAUCGCCAAAUGAGGGAGCUCCUAGGGAAAGAAAUGACACUUACAGACUACGACCAGGUCAUUUCAUAUUUCCUGACUGCCCAUCAGGUUGAGAAUGCCCUGUACGCUUUUGUGGACAUGAUGAGCGACGGCCGGAUUGAUAUGACGCGGCAAAGACACCUACCUUCCGUCAUUGCAAACAAAUUCUUCCUGGGCAAGUGGCUGAAGCGACUCAUCGGCGCUGGAGAAUUGGAUGGAGCUUUCAGCGUAAUGGAGUUUAUGCGAGCCAGGGGAGUUGAGGCUUCGCCGAUUCAAUUGAACGGUCUCAUUGGGGCAUGGCAACGGUCUGGUGGUGCUGAGGAUCUUGAAAAGGCUGAUAAACUUGGCUGGGGCAUGAUUGAGUCCAGACUGAAGUUUGUCGCCGACAGAAAGUCAGGCAGUCGUCCGAGAAUUACCGCCAACGAAAUCUUCAUGGACGCUUAG
Molecule: messenger RNA, 1692 nt
Organism: Trichoderma breve
Lineage: Eukaryota; Fungi; Ascomycota; Sordariomycetes; Hypocreales; Hypocreaceae
Exons: 3
Coding region: 1-1692 (563 amino acids)
Molecular function (GO): protein binding
Source: RefSeq, a predicted model, not a curated record